AUGGAUUACUUGUCCAGCAUCUGUCGAAAUUUCACUGCUUUCGUUACCUUGCAGACUAUACCACGUCGAAAUCAAAAGAUCAACUGUGACGAAAUUCCUAAGCAUAGUCUUGCUCAUACAAUGCUGUCCCCUCCAAGUUCUUGCAGGCUAAGAAGCAGCCGAAAACCUCCCAAGGGUGAGGCAAGUGAGAAUGAGGGUCUCAUGCCGUUAACGCCAGAAACGCCUAGCGCUGGCCGGAAGCGCAAGAUCGUGGAGACAGAAGAGUUCAGUCAGAAUGAUGAUGAGGGGAACGAUUCAGAUACCGACGGUUCGACCCUUAUUGAAGUAGAACGAUCUUCAAAGCGGUUGAGGCUAUUUCAACGACCCCCUAGGCCCUCAUUUCAGAGGAGCAUUUGCACUUCUUCAAGCUAUGAUAGUGAGCAUGAUGGAAGCACGCUCAUUAAAGAUGAGCAGUUUAGCAGGGCCAAGGAGUCCAACAUAAACAGAGAGGAUCUUUUGACGUCGCCUUCCGAUACCUCAUCCGGAAGUGAGGAUGAUGAGUCUUUAGUAUCUCUCGAGGACGGGGAACGGGUCUUUAACAGGAUGGCCAUGGCCAAAGAUACCAAUGCAAGCGUCCCAAUUGUACAAACCCCACCGUCUAGACAACAUCGAAGAAGGAAUCAACCUCGAUAUUCCUGUAGCGUGGGAGAAGCUUAUCGACCAUCCCCAAAGAUUGUCGACAAGAAUCUUUCAAAGCAAAUUGUUCGCCGUGAUGCCCGUGGAAGCGAUCUUAGUGAAGAAGAGAUAUAUGGUUCUAAGUACUCGACAAAAAAAGAGAUUAAGCGUGACUUGAACAUUGAGUUUUGCAUGGAGAAAGCAAAGAGAUGGGCCACGGCGGUGGAGAGGCCGUCUGGAAAUUGGUCUGAUGCAGAGAAAGAUAUGUAUUUCCGGUUGGCCAUGCGUGGGUUUGAGCCAGUACUACCACAUGGUUGGAAGAUGGAUUUUAUGACUCUACCUGAGACGCUGUUCACACUCCCAAAUGAUGAUACUGCAUAUAUCUCUAGUAGAAAUGCGUUUCGAGGUAUGAAAUACUUUAGCAACCUUAUUUCGUUAGGCGGGCGUGUCAGGGACCGCAUAACUUGUCACCUUCGCCCAGAGAAAACGAUCAAACAAUACCUGUACUCUUAUCUUCAAUGGACUCUACGUGACGUAGACAUGUACAGCCGGCCGCAAUUUAUACCCCCUUAUUCUGUGUAUACCCUCAAACCCAAGCAGACCGCGAGAGAUGCAGUUAACAUUAUGAAUUCCAAACUCAUUGCUAUGGCUAAAUGUUAUCAAAACGCCUGGCGCCUGGCCCCCAGCAUAGAAAGCGAUGAUGGAACCGAUAAAAAUGUUGGGGCUGGCCCACAAUAUCAGGACCGCACCUUUCCGGUGAUCACAGGGUAUCUCAUUUGUGGAUCAGUAGUGGCAUUGAUGACACUUGACUCGGACCCUAGGAUUCAUCCUACAUUCGACACUAAAACUAGUGGGCGGUUAAUAUCCCGCUUCGAUUUCUCCGAAUAUGGCCAGGAUGUCUGGAACGCAUUGGCUAUUGCAAUUGCGGCGGCACGGAUAAGGAAGACAAUAGCCCAGUGCGAACAAGAAGGCAUAGGGGACAUGAUGUGGAUGUCUGCUCCAGUAUUUGAUCCACCAGACGAAGAUUUAUGA
This is a messenger RNA of Nannizzia gypsea CBS 118893, 1686 nucleotides long. RefSeq lists its product as hypothetical. The transcript is spliced from 2 exons. The record is from RefSeq and is a predicted model, not a curated record. Lineage: Eukaryota; Fungi; Ascomycota; Eurotiomycetes; Onygenales; Arthrodermataceae. The coding region runs from base 1 to 1686 and encodes 561 amino acids.